Molecule: messenger RNA, 6490 nt
Organism: Vidua chalybeata
Lineage: Eukaryota; Metazoa; Chordata; Aves; Passeriformes; Viduidae
Gene: LAMC3
Product: laminin subunit gamma 3
Exons: 28
Coding region: 28-4752 (1574 amino acids)
Source: RefSeq, a predicted model, not a curated record
UCAGAGUCCGGCCAGGAGAGCCGCGGCAUGGCACGGCCUCCCGGGCUCUGCCUGCUGGCCCUGCUGGGGCUGGGGCUGGGGCUGGGGGGCUCGUCCCCCUGCUGGGACCCUCGGGGCCAGCCCCGCCGCUGCAUGCCCGUCUUCGAGAACGCCGCCUUCGGCCGGGCCGUCCAGGCCACCAACACGUGCGGGUCGCCCCCGGAGGACUAUUGCCUGCACAUGGGCGCCCAGCACGCCAGCGCCCUGUGCCACCGCUGCGACGCCACCGACCCCCGGCGCCACCACAACGCCUCCUUCCUCACCGACUUCCACAGCCAGGAGGAGAGCACCUGGUGGCAGAGCCAGUCCAUGGCCUUUGGCAUCCAGUACCCCAACUCCGUCAACAUCACCCUGCACCUGGGCAAAGCCUACGAGAUCACCUACGUGAGGCUGAAGUUCCACACCAGCCGCCCCGAGAGCUUCGCCAUCUACAAGCGCAGCCGCGCCGAGGGGCCCUGGGUGCCCUUCCAGUUCUACAGCGCGUCCUGCCAGAAGACCUACGGGAAGCGGCCGCGGCAGUACCUGCGGCCGGGCGAGGACGAGCAGGUGGCCUUCUGCAGCGACGAGUUCAGCGACAUCUCCCCGCUGAGCGGGGGCAACGUGGCCUUCUCCACCCUGGAGGGACGGCCCAGCGCCUACAAUUUUGAUGGAAGCCCCGCGCUGCAGGAGUGGGUGACAGUCACUGACCUGCUCAUCUCCUUGAACCGGCUCAACACAUUCGGGGACGACAUCUUCAAGGACCCCAAGGUGUUGCAGUCAUACUACUAUGCCAUAUCUGACUUCUCUGUUGGUGGCAGGUGCAAAUGCAACGGCCACGCCAGCGAGUGCGCGCCGGACGAGGCCGGGCAGCUGGCGUGUGUGUGCCAGCACCACACGGCCGGCACCGACUGCGAGCGCUGCCAGCCCUUCUACCAGGACCGGCCCUGGGCGCGCGGCACGGCCGAGGCUGCCAAUGAGUGCCUCCCUUGCAACUGCAGCGGCCGCUCCGAGGAGUGCUUCUACGACCGGGAGCUGUUCCGGCGCAGCGGGCACGGGGGACACUGCCGCAACUGCCGCGACAACACGGCCGGGCCCCACUGCGAGAGCUGCAGGCAGAACUACUACCGCUGGGAGCCGCAGGGAGCCUGCCAGCCCUGCCACUGCCACCCCGCAGGCUCCCUGCAGCCCCAGUGCGACAACUCGGGGACCUGCGUCUGCAAAGCCAACGUGACGGGCUGGAAGUGUGAGCGCUGCAAGGACGGCUACCACAGCCUCAGCGAAGGUGGCUGCAGACCCUGCACCUGUGACCCCGCGGGCAGCGUGGGCACCUGCGACCCCAACACAGGACACUGCACCUGCAAGGAGAGGGUGGAGGGGCACUUGUGCAACAGGUGCCAGCCGGGCUGGUUUAACCUGCAGCCCCACAACCCCACCGGCUGCACCAGCUGCUUCUGUUACGGCCACUCCAGCGCUUGCAGGGCGGCAGAUGGCUACGAGGAGACCUGCAUCCGCUCCGACUUCAGCCAAGGGCUGGAGGGCUGGGCUGCCACAGCUCCAGGCACCACAGACCUGCCUCUGCGCUGGGCUGGCUGGGAGAUCAUCGCCGAGUGGGAUGGAGAGGAGUCUGUGGAUUUUCUUGCACCAGAGAAGUUUCUGCAGAACCAGCGCCUCAGUUAUGGGCAGCUCCUGUCCCUGCUGCUGGGAGUGGAGAAUGGGACAAGAACAGAAACUGGGGUGCCCCUGCUCCAGGUCCAGCUGCUGCUGGAGGGCGAGGGGAUGAAGAUCACCAUGUCCAGCAGCAAGAGCCAGCUCCAGCAUGGAAAGCAGGCCGUCACCUUCAGGCUGCACGAGGCAGAGGAGGGUGCAGAGCCUUUGCUGUCAGCCUUCAGCUUCCAGCGCCUGCUCUCCAACCUGACCUCCCUCCGCCUCCGCGUGAGCCGCGGCCCCAUGAGAGGCAGGUUGUCCCUGAGCGAGGUCCAGCUCACAUCUGCUCGCCCCGGGCCAGGCACACGGGCGGGCUGGGUGGAGGAGUGCACGUGUCCCAUGGGAUACACCGGGCAGUUCUGCCAGUCCUGCGCACCUGGAUUCAAGAGGGAGAUCCCAUUUGGCGGCCCCUUCGUCAGCUGCGUGCCCUGCACCUGCAACCAGCACGGGGACUGCCACCCCCUCACAGGGCACUGCCAGUGCUUGCACAACACAGAGGGUCCCUCCUGCGAGCGCUGCAGCCCCGGCUUUUACGGCAACCCCUUCGUAGGGCGCUCUGAUGAUUGCAAGCCCUGCCCCUGCCCCGGCCGCUCGCCCUGCACCGAGGUGCCCAGCAGUGGGGAGGUGGUCUGCACCCACUGCCCGCCGGGGCAGAGAGGAAAACGCUGUGAGCUCUGUGAUGACGGGUUUUUCGGGGACCCCCUGGGGCAGAGAGGUCCUGUGCAUCCCUGUGAGCCCUGCCAGUGCCACGGGAACGUGGAUCUCAAUGCCGUGGGGAACUGUGACCCCGUGUCUGGCCGAUGCCUGCGCUGCCUGUACAACACAAUGGGCGACCACUGCGAGAGGUGUCGGCCGGGCUUCUACGGAGAUGCGCUGGCUCCCAGCCCUGCUGGGAAGUGUGCACCUUGUGAUUGCAACCCCAGUGGCUCAGACCCGAGGCUGGAGGGCUGUGAUCCUGGCACGGGCCAGUGCCACUGCCUCCCACACGUGACAGGCAGAGCCUGUGGGCAGUGCCAGCCUGGCUACUACGGCCUGGAGCCCACCGUGGGGUGCAAGAGCUGUGAGUGCCACCCAACAGGGUCACGGGAGAGCGGGUGCCACGUGCUGACGGGGCAGUGCUCCUGCCAACCAGGUGUCACAGGGAAGAAAUGUGAUCAAUGCCAGCAUGGCUUCUUUGGCUUCUCUGCCAGGGGCUGCCGAGCCUGCAACUGCUCCCCACUGGGCUCCGUCACCCCGCAGUGCCACGAGAACAGCACCUGCCUCUGCCACCCUGGCUUCGUGGGCUACAAGUGUGACCGCUGCCAGGCCAACUUCUUCCUUGACCCACUGAGCUCCCGCUGCCAGCAGUGUCCUGCCUGCUACGGGCUGGUGAAGGACCAGGCUGACCUCCUGAAGGCCAGGCUGCAGGAGAUGGAGGAAUGGCUGCAGAAGCCAGGCUGUGAUGCCCGCCCGGGCCAGUCUGCCAUGCUGGGAGAUGCACCCCGUGGAGAUGGGCUGCCCAGCCCACAUCUCCUGAGAGGUGCCUGGGCCACCCUCUCGAUACAGGUGGGGCAGCUGGCAGGGGCACUGAGCACUGCACAAGGCCGUCUCACCAAUGCCAGCCAGGCCACCAGAUGCUCUGACCACGGACCCCCCAAGACCUGCACCCUGCUCUCGGAGAUCGGGGCCGUGCUGCUGUCGGCACAGCAGGAGAUCCUGCACGCUGCAGACACCCUGGCUACCACGGAAAUUCCCCAGGAAAUCCCACAGCAGCCCACAAACUGGAGCCACUGGGCACUGGAGGCUCGGGCUCUGUCCAAGAGCCACAAGGACUCCAUGGCACAGGUGGAGGCCGUGGUCAGGAGAGCACUGCGUGCCUCCAACGCCAGCUCCGAGCUCCUGCAGGACCUGCUGGAGGGGAACAUGGCACGGGACGAGCUGGAGGCUGGGUAUGAGGAAAUCCAGCGGGCGCAGGAGGAGCUGGGUGCUGGCAUGGCAGAGGUGGCAGUGAAGGCCAGGAGUGCUGUGACAGCUGUGGAACAGGCACAUGCUGACCUGGCUGAGAGACUUUUGCAGGUGGCUGCUCUGGGGCAGCAGGUGCUGCCAAUGCAGGCUGGAGACCUGGCACAGGAGCUGGCAGUGCUGGAGCAGGCAGCAGCAGCCCAGGAGCUGUUGGCUCAGCAGGCUGUGGAGGCAUCCCACACUCUGGCAGCUGGAUUGCACCUGGAGCUGCAAAGGACUCAGAGCUUCAAGCAGCUGCGGGACCAGGCUGGCUCUGCCCAUGACAUGGCCACCAUGGCUGUCUCCCGAGGAAAAGCUGUGCUCUCCGAUGCUGAGUCCCUCCUGGCCAGCUUGGAAGGCAUGAAGAAGGUGCUGGGGCAUCAGAAGAGUCAGGCUGCCCUGAGGAGGAGAAUGGCCACUGUGAGGGACCGAGUGAUGGCAGAUGCUCAGAGGAAGAUUAAACAGGCAGAGAAGACACUGGGAAACUCCCUGUCCAUCUCCACCGCAGCCCAGAGGACAGCUGGGGAGGCUGAGCAAGUCUCUGAGGAGAGCGCCAAGAGGGCACGGGCUGUGCUGCAGGAGAGCAAACAGGCCCUCAAACAUGCCAGCCAGCUCGCCACACGUGUCAAUGAGACCCAGUGGGAGCUCUCCCGGCAGGAGCACAUGGCUGAGAAGCUCAGGGGAGACCUGGAGGAAGCACAACAGGUGGGGUCAGAGGUGAGUGAGAUGGCAAAAAGUCUCCAGGAAGCCCGGGGCUCACUCAUGUCAGACAUCGAGACCCUGAACAACCUGCUGAACAGCCUAGGUAACCUGGAGCAGGACAUGGAGGCGGACGCAGUGCUGAGCGCGGGGAGGCUGCAGCUGGAGCAGCUGUGGCUGCGCCUGGCCACGCCGGGUCCCCUGGCCAGCCAGCUCAGCUGGCUGCAGCAGGAGGCAGCACAGCAGCAGGAGAAGAUCCGAGCAUUUGAGAGCGACUUGGCUGAGAUCCGGGCUGACAAGCAGAACUUGGAGGACAUUUUGCGGAGCCUCCCUGAGAGCUGCUCGAAGUGACAGGUCGCUGGCUGCUGCCACAUGCCCUCUGUGCCCACCCUGCACAGGGAAUGGCAGAGGGAAGGACACUCUGCAUUCACCAGCAUCAAUCCCUCCCACCUCUCCUCACACUGCCCUCCGUACAGUAUCACACCCCAGGUCCUUUUCCACACCCGUUCAGGCUCCACAUCUCCAGCACUGCAGCAUGACUCCAGCCACCACCUCUGUCCUUGGGAUGGUGGGGGGGGGAUACCCACCUACCAGGGCCACCGAUGUUUCUGUGCAGGAUAUGGAGCCAUUCCAGGCUGGUCUCUCACUGCAGAGUGAACAAAGAAUUCUCACAGAUCUCCUCCAUCCCUCCUUUCCCAUUGCAGCACAGCGCACUGGGCAAGCACAGCUAACCAAGUAUGCAAUGUACCCAAGCUGUACUGCCCGGCAGUCCCUCCUGCCCCAGGAGAAGAGAGAGGCUCUCACACGUGCUGGAAGCUGGUCCUGCUGCACAGCACCCUGCAGUGUCAUGCUCAUGGGCUGUGGUCACAGAGGUGCAGAGAGGAAUCUUAGUGAAGCCAGGCAGAGAGCUGCUUGCCAGAGGGCACACAGCUUGCCUGCUUCCCAAAGGAAAGGAGUUCACAGCAGGGAGGGCUAAAUUAAUGAGCAGAAACAAAACAAAGAUUGAUCCUCACCCAGCUCCUGAAAGGCAGGUGGGACAUCCUCAGCCUGCUUCAGUAUGAGAGGAGCUCAGGUCUUGCUGUUCCCUUGCUCCAGGGUAAGACAAAGCCACGGCCAGCUCUGCUUGGCUCACCGAAUGUCACCAGGCAUGGCUAUAAACCAGCCAGUCCCAGGGGCUGGGUGGCAGAGAUGUAAUCAAGGUUGGUGUCAGAGCAGCAGCACCCACAGCCCCACAUGAGCACCUGUGCCCCACUGGAGAGGAGCUGGCUGAUGGCAGCAGGCUGUGCAGCCAGUGUGGGCUGGAUGGGGAACAGCUGGACACCCGCUCCUGCCUGUGUCACUCCCAAGGGGUGGCAGAGGUCAGUGGCUGUAUUGCCUUUAAAGGAAAAGCAUUUAUGUUCCCCUGUGCUCCCAUGUGGGCUGGGCUGCAGGACAAGCCAGGUCCUGGCUCAGCCCACCUUGUGCUGGCUGUGCCGUGACUCCAGGUAGCUGAAGUCAUUCCCAUGAGACCAGAAACGAGUCCCCAGGCUGGAACUUGCUUCAUUUUUAACCGGUUUUACCUAUGUUUUUUUCUGCUCACAGUGCUGCAAAUCAGGUUUGCUAAAGUCUUGUGUAAUUUAUGUAAAAUUGCUGCCAUCAAUGUUGAAUUCCCCCAGCAACAUCUCUGGUGGGUCCAGUGGCCUGGAAGGAACACAGGAUUCUCCUACUAAGAAUAAAGCAUCACCCUUCUAAUUCUGCACAAAAGCUGCCCAAGGGGUGGGGUGCCAGGGCUGCAGUGCUGUGGGGGUGUGAUGGCAGGGGCUCCCCUGCUGCUGCCCAAGGACAGCUCUGGGAAAGCAAAACCAUGGAACAGUGAGAGCACAGCGUGAUCCGGCUUGGCCAGAGGCAGGGAGCCGUGGCCACUUACUGUCUCUCUGGGAGGACAAUUAUACAUCUCCAGUGAACACACAAAUUUGCUGCUCUUACAGAAAUGUCAAGCCUCUGCUGUGUGCCUGCUGCUGAAGAUGUGGUUCACGCUGCCUCCCGCUCUUCCUGGAACUCUGUGGUGCCACCUGCCUAGAGCUGUAUCCAUUAAAAAUUCUUAAUAUAA